This is a messenger RNA of Cryptococcus wingfieldii CBS 7118, 642 nucleotides long. RefSeq lists its product as hypothetical. NCBI's taxonomy places the organism in Eukaryota, Fungi, Basidiomycota, Tremellomycetes, Tremellales, Cryptococcaceae. The coding region runs from base 1 to 642 and encodes 213 amino acids. The record is from RefSeq and is a predicted model, not a curated record. The transcript has a single exon.
AUGUCAGUUCUCUACUCAACAGCCCUCGAAUCAUUCCUCUCCUCCACCCAAACCCUCUCCUCCACCUCCCCCGAAUCCAUCCCCGACCUCGCAACAGGCAGCACCUACAAGUCCGAGAUAGAAGAGGCGAAAGAGAAGAUUGAUGGGAUAGUAAAUGGGUUGGAGGAAUGGUUGAAGAUGGAGGAUGCUAGUGCGAAGGUUACUGCUGAGAGCGAGCAAGAAAAGACGGAGCCAGCUUCGGAGGAUGCUUCCCCUUCUGAUGACCCUCCGCCCUCUGAACCUCCCCCGCCGUCAGAGGAGGCUCCUGAGAAGGAAGGUUCUGAUGACCCUCCGCCCAGUGGCACUGAAAGGGCCCCUGAAGCUACCCCCGAGCCGGAAAGUACCCCUCCAACCACCCAAAACCCAACUGAGGUUUCAGAAGUCCCCGCGACUGGCGAUGAUUCUCAAUCAGAAACAUCGUCAAUCUCAACAGAUGAUACAGAUCCGGGCGCGUCCACCGACAAUACAGCUUCAUCAUCUACGGAGGCUACAGUGUCGGAUACCCCUGCUGGAAAUGACUCGCAUCCAGAGGAUAGCUCAACAGCAGAUGCGUCGGCAGCAGUGGAAAAUUCGACGAAAGAAGAAGGGAAGAAGGAGGAAUAG